This is a messenger RNA of Etheostoma spectabile (orangethroat darter), 1780 nucleotides long. RefSeq names its product transmembrane protein 45B (gene tmem45b). The transcript has 6 exons. Bases 159 to 1001 code for a protein of 280 amino acids. The record is from RefSeq and is a predicted model, not a curated record. NCBI's taxonomy places the organism in Eukaryota, Metazoa, Chordata, Actinopteri, Perciformes, Percidae.
UGAUGGGUGGGGCUAUAUGAUGACUCAACACAGGUUAGGAGUACACACAACAGGUGUACACAGUUUGCUCAGACCAGAGUGCUCUCAUUUGAACAGCUGCCAGGAUUCACAGGUUUCCAAAGUCUUUGGGAAUUAGCAGCAGAGAAUAAGGUCUAACGAUGGCCAACUUUGGAGGACAUGCCAUUCCUGGCUCUUUUUUCCUAUUGCUUGGUUUUUGGCUAACUGUGAAACACACUCUCCAACACUACUGGAGGACAAGUCAGCCAAAAGGAAGACUCUUUAUGCCCCCUUUUUUAAAAAAAAUGGACUUCUUGGAAGGAGGAUUUCUAAUCUUUGGUUCUUUUGUUGGUAUUAUGAUUGAACAGUUUGUGGUGGAUGGGCCACAUGCCCGUCUGUAUGACAAAGAAAACAAUUCAUGGGUCAAGCUGAUGAACUGGCAGCACGGCACAAUGUAUCUGUUCUUUGGGAUCUGUGGAAUAGCUCUGGUUGCCAGUACUGCAUCCAAACUGGUGCCAGCUGGUGUUGACCGCCUUGCUCUCUCCGUGGCUCUUUUUGUUGAAGGGUUUCUGUUUUAUCACCACCUGCACAAUCGGCCCCCUCUGGAUGCCCACAUCCACUCCCUGCUGCUCGUGGCUGUGUUCAGUGGAUCGGCCAGCACCAUGUUGGAGGUGUUCCUAAGAGACAACAUUAUUUUAGAGCUGUUAAGAGCAUGCCUGUUCAUCCUGCAAGGCUCAUGGUUCUACGAGAUUGGAUUUGUACUUUAUCCAUUAAGUGGACCGGAGUGGGACCUGAAACUGCAUGACAACAUCAUGUUCAUUACUAUGUGCUUCUGCUGGCACAUGGCUGUGGCCAUGCUUUUAGUCACCUGCAUCUCCUCUGUGGUUUGGUUCUCAGUGAAGAGGUUCUCAGGAAGGGGACGGGACAUAGAGAUUGGAAUGCGAAGUACAUCCUCCAAAACAAGCUCCCAGAAAGCUUUGCUUGAAGAGUCGGAUGAAGAGUAAAUGCAUGAUUAUGGUUCUUUUACUUACAUUUGAUUAAUUUUGGUCCAUGAGACCAAGGGCAUUUUUUUUCUAACCUGCCUUGUUUAGUUCGGUUGAGUCAAACCUUGGAUCGUUUACCCCUUUGGUGCGGUUUGUUUGGGCAGGUGUGAACACAUUAAUUGCAUUCGGGUACAGACCAAAACUACUGGAUCGAGACUACCUUGAGGCUGUGGUCCAAUUACAAACCAACUCUGGUACGCUUUGGUACAGUCUGUCUGGGGUGAGAAUGUGAUCUGACCCACUUAUUAAAUACUCAAGUUUGAGUAAAACGGUUCAUGUAGUCAGGUGUGCUUUGCAAUCUGCGAUGCGGCAGAGCAUACAGACGGUAGCAGCUUGCAAUGUUUCUCUCAACGAAAUAUACUGCAGUCAGGCUCAUGUCUCUGUGGUCAAACCAGCCGCUGCUUCAGUUGGAAACAGACACCGGCAGAGCAGACGUAGAAACGCUGUUCACAAAACAAUGUGUGGAAAAUGAUUUAAAUGAAAUGAGCUGGUUUGACCAUGUAGAUGUUAGAAAUAUGCUAUUUUUUUUUUUUCUUCCUUUUCUUCCUCCCGUCCCAGACACAUCUGACCUAUAAACGGAGUGAACAUGAUGGGUUGGUUUGUAGUGAUGCAUUUUGAUUUUGUGUGAAACCAAACCAAGGGGUUAAACACUCUAACAAACUCAACUAAUGCUGACCAGAACUAAUGAAUUAUAGGCGUAAAAACGCCCUAAGUCUGCUGUUUAGUACAAAGUAUUUUGU